CGCGUCCAGUUUCCGCACCCGUCAGCCACAUAUAUAAGGAUUCAAGCCGCCGGAAUCGAUGCUUGGCCCGCUAUACCGUACUCCCCUCCGUAGUCCCUCGGUCCGCCAUGGAUCCCGCCCAACUUCACGACGUGAACAGCGGCGACAAGCUGCCCGAGGUGCCCCUCGGCACCUCGACUGCAGCCGCCUAUGCAAACGCUGCCCUCCACAAUCUCAGCGUCUCCCACCACGAUGAAUCCCAUGAACUCCGGGCCCCUAAUGAUGCCAACGAGGACGAGCGGCAUAGACAUGUCUCUGUUGGUCACUUUGACCCCGAUGGUGUAGACCAGCUCAAGCGCACCAUGUCCCGCAUGUCCGCUGGUCAACGAAGCACUGGUCAACGCAGCGAGAAGCGGGGCGCGACCGCAGCGAGCCUCCUCCCGACUCACGCAUCUCACCGUUCGGACGAGUCCUCGGAGCACACGCUCUCGGGAGAUGGACCGUUCGAUUUUGAGAAGACGCUCCAGCAAACGGUCCGACGGUUGGACGAGUCCGACAUCAAGCGGCGUGAACUCGGUGUCGUAUUUGACGGUCUCCGAGUCGUCGGCCUGGGAGCAUCUGUCAGCUACCAGCCAACGCUCGGCUCGACUCUGAAUCCGUUUAAUGUGCUUGAGACAAUCAAGAAGCUCCGCCACCCCCCUGUCAAAGACAUCCUCAGCGGUUUCGAAGGCUGCGUCAAACCAGGCGAAAUGCUGCUGGUCCUCGGGCGCCCGGGCGCGGGCUGCAGCACACUGCUCAAGACGCUCGCCAAUCAGCGCCAGGAUUACCACCAGGUCCUCGGCGAUGUGUGGUACGACGACUUCACCCCGCAGGAGAUCGCGAAGCACUACCGCGGCGACAUCCAGUACAGCCCCGAGGACGACGUGCACUUUGCGACAAUGACCGUCCGACAGACGCUCGACUUUGCCGCGAAGACGCGCACCCCGCAUACACGCCUGAACGAGACGCGCGAGCAGCACCGUGACAAGAUGAUUGAUGUCCUCACGACCAUCUUCGGUCUGCGGCACGUCAAGGACACGCUCGUGGGCGAUGCGAGCAUUAGGGGUGUCAGCGGUGGAGAGAAGAAGCGUGUCUCAAUCAGCGAGGUCCUUGCCGCGCGCAGUCUCCUGACGUCCUGGGACAACUCCACCCGUGGUCUCGAUGCGUCAACCGCGCUGGAAUUCGUCCGGGCGCUCCGCCUCGCGACGGACAUCGCCCGCGUCUCCACCAUCGUGUCGAUCUACCAGGCCGGCGAGCAGCUGUACCAGCUCUUCGACAAGGUCUGCGUGAUCUACGAGGGCAAGAUGGCGUACUUCGGGCCCGCCUCCCGCGCGCGGCAGUACUUCAUCGACAUGGGGUACGAGCCCGCGAACCGGCAGACCACCGCGGACUUCCUCGUCGCGGUCACGGACCCGAACGGGCGCAUCCCGCGCGCGGACUUCCAGGGCCCGCCGCCCCCGCGCACGGCGGACGAGUUCGCUGCGUACUUCAAGAACAGCGCGUUGGGCCGCGUGAACCGCGAGGACAUGCGGCAGUACCGCGAGCAGUCCAGCGGGAUGCAGGAGAAGAAGCAGAUGUACCGGAUGAGCCACCGCGCGGAACACGCGAAGACCACCCAGAAGAAGAGCCCGUACAUCAUCUCGAUCCCGAUGCAGGCGCGGGCCCUCAUGCUGCGCCGCUGGCAGAUCAUCCAGGGCGCGAAGGCUACCCAGGUCAUCCAGGCGUUGAGUUUCGUCCUCCAGGCGAUCAUCGUCGGCACGAUUUUCUUGCGGCUGGACAACAACACUGCGACGUUCUUCUCCAAGGGCGGUGUUCUUUUCUUCGCACUCUUGUUUGCGGCACUCUCGACCAUGGCGGAAAUCCCGGCACUCUUCAUUCAAAGGCCCAUCGUACAGCGGCACUCACGGGCGGCGAUGUACCACCCGUUCGUCGAGUCACUGGCGCUGACACUCGUUGACAUUCCGAUCACCAUUCUUACGCUCGUUCUGUUCACUAUAAUUCUCUAUUUCCUCGUCGGUCUGCAAGAGGAUGCGGGCAAGUUCUUCAUCUUCCUGCUGUUCGUCUUCGCUAUGACGAUCACGAUGAAGGGCUGGUUCCGUGCGCUCGCUGCGCUGUUCGCGAGCGCCGCUCCCGCCCAGGCUGUCGCCGGUGUCUCGGUCUUGAUCCUGACCCUCUACACGGGCUACACUAUCCCCCAGCCGUCCAUGAUCGGAGCUCUGCGCUGGAUCACCUACAUCAACCCACUGAAAUACGGCUUCGAGGCGCUCGUAGUCAACGAGUUCCAAGGCCUCAAUGCGGCUUGUGCCCAGAUCGUCCCGUCCGGUGCAGGGUACGAGAGCGUAUCGAUUGCGAACCAGGUCUGCACGACGGUCGGGUCUGUCCCCGGACAGGCGGAGGUCAGCGGUAUGAACUACGUCGAGCUGUCGUACGGCUACUCGUUCAGCCACCUCUGGCGCAAUUUCGGCGUCAUCUGUGCGUUCGGCAUAGGCUUCAUCGGGAUCCUCCUGGCUCUCUCCGAAUUCAACCUCAGCGUCGCGGGCGACUCGUCUGUCACGCUCUUCAAGCGCGGCGCCAAGUUCAACCUCGACCAGCCCAAGGGCGACGUGGACGAGGAGAAGACCGGCGACGCGAUCGGCAGUGACGGGGCCUCGACGCGUCGCAACGCGGAGGGCGUGUCGGAGGAAGCACAGAAGGCUAUGGAGGACGUGCCCGCGGGCAAGAACACUUUCUCGUUCGAGAAUCUGACGUACGUCGUGCCGGUCCAGGGUGGCCACCGGAAGCUCUUGGACAACGUCUCUGGUUAUGUCGCUCCCGGCAAGCUGACCGCUCUUAUGGGCGAGUCUGGCGCUGGUAAGACGACGCUGCUGAACGUGCUCUCCGAGCGCACGAGCGGCGGCGUUGUCACGGGCGAUCGCCUCAUGAACGGCCAGGCGCUCCCGUCAGACUUCCGAUCGCAGACCGGCUACGUACAGCAGAUGGACACUCACCUCCCCACCGCCACCGUGCGCGAGGCACUCCUGUUUUCUGCUAAGCUCCGCCAGCCCGCCUCCGUCCCGAUCGCCGAGAAAGAGGCUUGGGUCGACAAGUGUCUGAAGAUGUGCGGUCUCGAGGAGCACGCGGAUGCCGUCGUCGGCUCUCUGGGCGUCGAGCAUCGUAAGCGCACGACAAUCGGUGUUGAGCUCGUCGCGAAGCCGUCCCUGAUCUUCUUGGACGAGCCUACCUCCGGUCUUGACUCGCAGAGCGCUUGGGCCAUCGUCUGUUUCCUCAGGAGUCUGGCGGAUGCGGGCCAGUCUAUCGUUUGCACUAUCCACCAACCGUCUGCGGAACUGUUCGAGGUGUUCGACCGUUUGCUCUUGUUGCGCAAGGGUGGCCAGACUGUCUACUUUGGCGAUCUUGGCCACAAGUCCACGACGCUUAUCAACUACUUCGAGACUCACGGCGGCAGGCAUUGUACGGACGAUGAGAACCCGGCCGAGUACAUCUUGGAUGCUAUUGGUGCGGGUGCCACGGCGACGACGGACGUUGACUGGCACGACGCCUGGGGGAAGUCGCAGGAAGCGCAGACUAUCAACAGCGAACUCGAGCAGAUCCACGCUGAGGCGAGCCAACGCCCGCCCGUUCAGGCUUCCAUGACCCGCGCGUUCCCGACACGAUGGGGCUACCAGUUGUGUACCCUGCUCUACCGCGAUGCUCAGAACCGCUGGCGGGACCCGUCGUACAUGAUGGCGAAGCUCGGCGUCAACAUCGCGUCCGGUCUGCUCAUCGGCUUCACGUUCUUCAAGGCCAAGGACAGCAUCCAGGGCACGCAGAACAAGCUCUUCGCGAUCUUCAUGUCGACCAUUCUCUCCGUGCCACUCUCGAACCAGCUGCAGGUGCCGUUCCUUGACUCGCGCAAGAUCUACGAGAUUCGCGAGAGCCACAGCAGCAUGUACAGCUGGACCGCCUUCCUCACGUCGCAGAUCCUCGUCGAGAUCCCGUGGAACAUUCUUGGCUCGACGCUGUACUUCCUCUGCUGGUACUGGACUGUCGGUUUCCCGAGUGACCGCGGCGGGUUCACAUACCUCAUGCUCGGCAUCGUCUUCCCGCUGUACUACACCACUAUCGGCCAGGCCGUCGCCGCGAUGACCCCGAACGCGGAGAUUGCAGCGCUUGUGUUCAGUUUCCUGUUCUCGUUCGUGCUGUCAUUCGAUGGUGUCUUGCAGCCCUUCCGGGAGCUCGGCUGGUGGCAGUGGAUGUACCGUCUCUCGCCCUUCACCUACCUCAUUGAAGCGCUGCUCGGGCAGGCCAUCGGGCACAGUAACAUCACCUGCUCGUCUACGGAGCUCGUGACGAUCAACCCACCGUCGGGCUCGACGUGUGGGAGCUACAUGGGUCCGUUCAUCCAGUCCGCCGGCGGGUACCUCACGAACGAGGACGCGACGAGCGCGUGUGAGUACUGUGCGUACCGCACGACGGACGCGUUCCUCGGCGAGAGCUUCAACAUCUACUACUCGAACCACUGGCGCGACUUUGGUAUCUGCAUCGCGUACAUUGCUUUCAACGUGAGUGCCGCUUUCCAUUGUGAAGCGGGCUGCAUACUGAUGGUGUUAAUCCAGAUUGCUUGCAUCUUCGCGUUCUCGUGGCUCUUCCGCUUCAGGUCUGGAAGCAUGAUUGGAUGGAUCAAGAAGCGCAUCGCUCGUAGAAACUAGACUUUAUCUUUCCCUUCCCGUAUCUUCCAAGUAAUAUCCAAUGGACUAUCAUUUCAAGACGCAGUUUCUCGCAAUCCGUAUCUCAGAAUGUCACACAUACCUAGAUUAACAUACGGCAUCUCAUGUAGAAUUAUGGCACUAUGAUCUAAUGAAGAUCUGCUCGUUCGUUUUGCGUCUUUGGAUGAAAGAAACUUCUUGUAUUAGCAAUCGAUGCCUGACAGUUGUCC
Molecule: messenger RNA, 4933 nt
Organism: Rhodofomes roseus
Lineage: Eukaryota; Fungi; Basidiomycota; Agaricomycetes; Polyporales; Fomitopsidaceae
Product: pleiotropic drug resistance ABC transporter
Exons: 11
Coding region: 108-4706 (1532 amino acids)
Biological process (GO): transmembrane transport
Cellular component (GO): membrane
Molecular function (GO): ATP hydrolysis activity; ABC-type transporter activity; ATP binding
Source: RefSeq, a predicted model, not a curated record